AUGUUGGUGCAGUACCAGAACCUCCCCGUGCAGAGCCUGCCGAUUCUGCUCCUCUGUUCUGGCUUCCUGGCCCUUCUGUUCCGGUCCUUUGUUCGGCGGGCGAGCGACCUGCGCAAGCAGCGGUCCUGGGGCUGCAAGUCCGUCCCCUCGCGGUUCCAGUGGGAGCCGUUUUGGGGCGUGGAUCUGGUGUGGACGCAGUGGCAGGCGCUGCGGGGCCACUACUUCAUCCCCUGGCUCAGCGAGCUGCACAAGGGACAACCCAAGACCUUCCAGAUCACCUUCAUGGGCACGCGGGUCAUCUACACGAUCGAGCCCGAGAACCUCAAGUCCCUGACGGCCAUCAACUGGAAAGACUUCGCCAUCAGCCCCCUCCGUCGCUACAAGAAUGCCGGCGCCGCGUUCGCCAACCGCGGCGUCAACGUCGUCGACGGCGAGGACUGGGUCUUCAGCCGUGCGCUGAUCAAGCCUUUCUUCAUGCGCGAGGUCUACGCCGACACCGAGCGGCUGCGCUCCUACACGGACCAUCUCCUGCGUAUUCUGCCCCCGGACGGAGAGACGGUCAACAUCCAGCCCUACCUCCAGCGAUGGUUCCUCGACGUGACCACCAACUUCAUCUUCGGCGCGCCCAUGGACGCAUUGACACACCCGGAGCGAGCACGAGUGACCUGGGCAAUGCUGGACGUGCUGCGGGGCAACCGACUACGACUACAGAUGUACAAGGUGAUGAACCUGAUCGACUGGUCAUGGUGGCUGCGGGCGAUCAAGAUCGUGCACGCGUACAUGGACGAGCACCUGGACCGGGUGUACGCGGACAUCGCGGAGCGGGAGCGGCGGAUCGCGGCGGGCGAGGACGUGGGCCCCGAGCGGCUGGAUCUGCUCUGGUACAUGGCGAAGCACUGCCCGGAGCGGGCGGAACUCCGAUCGCAGCUGUCGCUGCUCUUCGUGCCCAACAAUGACACGACCUCGAUCUUCACGGGCAACGUGGUGUGGCACCUGGCGCGAAACCCGGAGGCGUGGGCGAAAGUGCGCGCGGAGGUGCUGGCCCACGGCGACGCGCCGCUCACCUUCGAGGCGCUGCGGAGCAUGAAGUACCUCAACGCGUGCAUCAACGAGACGCACCGGCUCAACCCCAACAACGUGUCGCAGGUGCGCAUGUGCAUCAACGAUACCACCCUGCCGCUCGGGGGCGGGCCCGACGGCAAGUCGCCGAUCCUGAUUCGGAAGGGCGAUGUCGUCCAGGUCACGAAGACGGUCAUGCAGAAGGAUCCCCUGUACUUUGGGGAGGAUGUCGACGCCUUCAAGCCGGAGCGCUUCGUCGAUCAGUCCCAUUUCUGGGAGUUUGUCCCCUUCGGCGGCGGGCCCCGCCGCUGUCCGGCCCAGAUGAUGGUCCAGACGGAGACGGCGUAUAUCCUGGCCCGGUUGGCGCAGGUGUACAGUCGCAUUGAGCCGCGCGAUGAGAAUCCGUUUGUCUCGGUCAUGCGCAUUGGGCCGUCGAAUAAGACGGGGGUGUUGGUUGCGUUGCACAAGUAG
Messenger RNA from Aspergillus aculeatus ATCC 16872, 1530 nucleotides. RefSeq lists its product as uncharacterized. Lineage: Eukaryota; Fungi; Ascomycota; Eurotiomycetes; Eurotiales; Aspergillaceae. The record is from RefSeq and is a predicted model, not a curated record. Bases 1 to 1530 code for a protein of 509 amino acids. Gene Ontology annotation, molecular function: iron ion binding; heme binding; oxidoreductase activity, acting on paired donors, with incorporation or reduction of molecular oxygen, reduced flavin or flavoprotein as one donor, and incorporation of one atom of oxygen. The transcript is spliced from 2 exons.